Messenger RNA from Oncorhynchus masou masou (cherry salmon), 1107 nucleotides. Its product is annotated as type-1 angiotensin II receptor A. Gene Ontology annotation, cellular component: membrane. Lineage: Eukaryota; Metazoa; Chordata; Actinopteri; Salmoniformes; Salmonidae. Gene Ontology annotation, biological process: G protein-coupled receptor signaling pathway. Bases 1 to 1107 code for a protein of 368 amino acids. Gene Ontology annotation, molecular function: G protein-coupled receptor activity. The record is from RefSeq and is a predicted model, not a curated record. The transcript has a single exon.
AUGUCUGAAAAGGACUCCGUCCCCAGCUGGUUAUUGCGAAGAAACAGCACAUUGUCAAUUAUUGAAGACCUUUCCCUGCCCUUAGUCCCCUUCGAGGACUGCAGCUCAACCCGCAACUACGCUGCAACCAUCAUUCCUCCAUUCUACCAUACCCUCUCACUGCUCGGUAUCUUUGGAAACGUCUGUAGCCUGGUGAUCUGCCUCAAACCGUCUCGACCUUGGAGUAUCGGCUCCAUCGGAGUACUGAACCUAGCUCUGUGUGACCUAGCGUACCUGGCCUCCAUACCGCCCAGGGCUAUCUAUGUAAGUGAGAACUAUGACUGGAGCAUGGGCAGUUCACUGUGCAUCCUGAGUAACAUACUCCACUUUGUAGGUCUGACCUCCAGCACCAUGUUUAUCUGUGUUGUCAGCACCGACCGCUUCCUGGCUAUUGUCUUCCCACUCGAGUCACGGAUGGUCCGCACCCCCCGCAACGCUGCCCUGGUCUCACUGCUCCUAUGGGCCAUCACCGUCCUGCUCAUUUACCUAAGCUAUCCUAACAUCAACUACAGGGAGCGGAAGAGCGGCAUCCGCUACUGUGGAACUGUGGUGACCUCAAGGUUCAGGUACAGCGCAGCCACCUACAAUCUGUUAUCCUACUACUCUGUGCAGGUGUCUGUUCCCUUGUUCCUCAUCAUCCCUUCCUAUGUGAAGAUUAUAGCCCGGAUGAGGCAUUCGCGGCAGCAGUGGGCUGCAGGCAACAUGCAGGGCCGGGGGGACAAGACCAUCUGGCUGAUUGCCGUUUUCAUAGCCAAUUUCUUUGUGUGCUGGGUACCAGGGCAGUUGCUCCAUAUUAUAGCAUGCAUCAUCUUCUUCACGUUGUAUGACCACACUAAUACGUGUAGGGUGGCCAAUGUUGUGAACCUCCUAGUGGAGUCAUCCCAGUUACUCUACUGCCUCAAUGCUAUUCUGGAUCCCUUUAUUUUCCACAUCCAAGAGGGGCUUUGGGAGCUGGUCAGUAAAGCAUUGGAGUCUGUUGGUUGUAGAGUCUGUUGGGAUAAUUAUGCAUGGAGUGGAAAGAAACAUUUUGGAGGACCUCCUUCAGUCAGUGUAGUCCAACUGAGCUGA